CACGGACCACCUGACCCUAGAACAACAGAACAUCAAAACAAAUCUAUUGGUUGAGAAUGAAUUGAAGUACAUAAGAUGGUUACUGCAUUGAGUGAGUGAGGGAAUGGGUUAAUAAGAUGAGAAAGGGAGUUGAUUUGAUGAUUGAGCUUCAUUCUUUUGCUCAACAACUUGACAUUAGCUCAUGACCAUCAUGAGUAUCGAUAGGAGGAAGGCAGCUCUUUUCGGUGCAGCAGCAGCUGUUCGACUGUUACUAUUUGCAUCUUUCCCGGGCCUCCCAGAUUUGUUGACAGCGAGAGUCGAGAUCUCUACACCAGUUACAAGCUUCAAGAGAUUACAAGAGGGCCUCUUUCUUUACAAUCACAAUGUCUCCCCAUACGAUGGUGGUGUCUAUCAUCAGGCACCGUUAUUCCUCCCUCUCUUCUCUCUCCUCCCAAGCUCUUCGAUGUAUCCCGCAUUCACAUACCUACUAUACACAUUGGUCGACCUUGCCAGCGCAAAUGCUUUAAUCAAUAUAGCAGAGUCUGGGGAGGCAGGAAAUUCGAAGCUCUUCACAUCUCCUAGAAAGGAUAAACGGUGGACCAGCUUCGCCAUUGCUGCUGCCUUUCUUUUCAACCCAUUCACCAUUGCAACAUGCAUUGGCCGUCCAACAAGCAUAUUCACAACUUAUGCUAUAUUAUAUGCCAUUUCAAAAGCAUUAAUUGGCGCAUCUUAUACCUCGAUGUUCGCCAUAGCAUUCGCAGCGUACCUGUCUAUGUAUCCCAUACUUCUUUUCCCUCCUCUGGCCCUGCUAUGCUAUGAUCGUCAACGUCCUAGUAAGCGUCAGGAGUCUUUACCAUUGUUCAUUGGCACCAAUGCCAUAGCUGUCUGUGGUUACUUAUACUCCCUUUUACACAUGUCGUACAUAAUCACGGGGUCUUGGGAAUUUCUAUCAUCAACUUAUGGUGUCCAACUUCUUCUUCCAGACCUCACGCCCAAUGUUGGACUGUGGUGGUAUUUCUUCAUUGAAAUGUUUGACUCUUUUAGGUCAUUCUUCCUCGGUGUAUUCUGGCUCCACCUCUCAUCAUAUGUCGGGGGCCUUACCAUUCGCGUACGACGUCAGCCUCUUUUUGUGCUCACAAUACUCCUCGGAAUCUUUGCGAUUUUUAAACCAUAUCCAUCAAUAUCAGAUACCUCUCUGUUCUUAGGGAUGCUGCCAGUCUAUAGUCACCUUUUCCCAUUAAUGCGAUAUUCUUUCCUAGCCUCUUCUACGGUUCUAUAUGCAACAUUAUUGGGACCUGCCUUUUACUAUCUUUGGAUUUAUGCCGGAAGUGGAAAUGCCAAUUUUUUCUACGCAAUUACACUCGUAUGGAGCCUUGGCUGGAGUGUCCUGGUGGUUGCAGAUUUACUCUAUGCAGUCCUCAGGGAUGAAUGGGAAGUUGAACGACCGGAAAUGAAGGGUAAAGAGGUCAGGCAAAUAUAAGUAUGAUAUAAAGCAAUCAGAUCAGAUCGCAUCCAUCAUCGAUAUUUCUUUGGUACAAUGCGACAUGUCGUGAUUCCUAUGAAGUUAUGUACAACGAGGCUUCGGUUCUACUACGUCAUUACAAACUUCCAAAAAUAUAUCCAUGACGAUGAAGGCUAAGAAAUUCAAAGCCUGCCGAAGAUCUCGUACCAGAACCUAUGGUACACGGCCUCUAUUCUAUGCCUUAAAUGACGAUGUAUGUGCAAAAGCAUCUCUCCAUAUAAUCAAUCCAAUGCAAUCUUUAUCCUUACAUUAGUCUACGGGCGACAUUCCCAAUUUUCCGUUUUGAAUCCCAGUCACAUCUUUUCCCACCCUUUCUCCUCCCUGCGCUCUUUCUUCUCCUGGUCAUUUCGCUUCUUUUCCUGGACCUUCCGACGUUUUUCUUUUGCCUUUAUUUCUAUCUCAUUUUCCUUUGCUUUCCUUCGCGCAUUGCUGUUUUUUCUCCGUUCAUCUUCAUAGUGCACAUCCAGCUGGGCCCUCAUCCUCACAUCUUCGGCCUUUGCUCUUGCGGCACCAUUUGCUAUGCUCUUGCGUCUUAGUCUCUCUCGCGCUCUUCUCUCCUCCCUUUUCGAUUUACUUUCCAAUUUCAUUCGUGAUUUGAUCUCAAUCUCAAAGGUGCGUAUGGCAUUGUAGAUACGUUGCUUUAUUGACACCUCUGGCGCAUUGGCAUUGGCAUUCAUGUCGGAGUUGGAGAGUGUCAGUGAAGCAGGAGAAACGUUGUCAAUGCCGGAUUCGGAGGAUGCCGGUGAAUCAGGAGUAACACUGUCAAUGCCGCAGUCGAAGGGUACCAGUGAAUCGGGAGCAAUGCUGUCAAUUCCGGAGUCGAAGCGCGCGGGAGACGCAAGAGUCCGACGUACCGAACGGUUUUUACUUUCAGUAUUGAAAGGAUCCGGAUUUGUCCAUUUAAACGAGGAUUCGGGAGACUAAAGAGAGGUCAGUGACAUGACGAUGCCCGAAGGCAACUGCGGAGAUACCUUGGUUGAUCGGGCCGGAUAUUCUUUGGGAACUGGUGAGAGUUCGGUUCGUUGAGUUCGGGUCUGAGAGGAGUUCGCUGCGAUGAGACGUCGAUUUUGAUUCGAGAGAGAUUGAGGAUUUGAAUUUGUAGAGCGUUGAGGGUUUCUUUUCUGAGGAAGUCGGGGAAUCCGAUUGGGGGUGUUCAUGAUCACGGUAAGAAUCUUAACAUCCGUCAGCGCCGAGUAUAUUUCGAAUGAUCAGUGGAGGUCUACAAAUUGUGGUAGAAGUUUUAUGAUGCAGAUGAAAGGUCUAUGAUGUAGCAUGAUAUACUGAGGAUAUAGGUCUAGACUCCACUAUACCCAGUACGGUGCUUGAGAAUGAACCUAUGGUUACUAAAGCUUAGUGG
Messenger RNA from Botrytis sinoallii, 2858 nucleotides. RefSeq lists its product as uncharacterized. Gene Ontology annotation, cellular component: GPI-anchor transamidase complex; membrane. The record is from RefSeq and is a predicted model, not a curated record. The transcript is spliced from 2 exons. NCBI's taxonomy places the organism in Eukaryota, Fungi, Ascomycota, Leotiomycetes, Helotiales, Sclerotiniaceae. Gene Ontology annotation, biological process: attachment of GPI anchor to protein; protein localization to cell surface. The coding region runs from base 182 to 1459 and encodes 425 amino acids.